CUCUUCCUUCUUACCUCUUUUUACCGUACCUAGCCUUUUUGGUCUCGUCAACAACUACUCCAGCUCACCUUUUGAUAAUCAACAAGCCAACAUGGAAGACGAGGUUGCUGCUCUCGUUAUCGACAAUGGUUCGGGCAUGUGCAAGGCCGGUUUCGCCGGUGACGAUGCUCCUCGUGCCGUCUUCCCUUCGAUUGUCGGCCGACCCCGUCACCAGGGUGUGAUGGUCGGCAUGGGCCAGAAGGAUUCGUACGUUGGAGACGAGGCGCAGUCGAAGCGUGGUAUCUUGACGCUCAAGUACCCCAUCGAGCACGGUAUCGUGACCAACUGGGACGACAUGGAGAAGAUCUGGCACCACACCUUCUACAACGAGCUGCGUGUCGCCCCUGAGGAGCACCCCGUCCUGCUCACUGAGGCUCCCCUCAACCCCAAGGCGAACCGAGAGAAGAUGACGCAGAUCAUGUUUGAGACCUUCAACGCCCCUGCGUUCUACGUUGCUAUCCAGGCCGUCCUGUCGCUCUAUGCUUCCGGUCGUACCACCGGUAUCGUUCUCGACUCGGGUGACGGUGUUACCCACACUGUCCCCAUCUACGAGGGCUACUCGCUUCCUCACGCCAUUCUUCGUCUCGACCUUGCCGGUCGUGACCUGACGGAGCACCUCGUCAAGAUCCUCAUGGAGCGUGGCUACCCCUUCACGACGACUGCCGAGCGCGAAAUUGUCCGUGACAUCAAGGAGAAGCUCUGCUACGUUGCCCUUGACUUUGAGCAGGAGAUGCAGACGGCCAGCCAGUCGUCUGCUCUCGAGAAGAGCUACGAGCUUCCCGACGGCCAGGUCAUCACCAUCGGUAACGAGCGCUUCCGUGCUCCUGAGGCUCUCUUCCAGCCCUCGUUCCUCGGCCUCGAAGCCUCUGGUAUCCACGAGACGACCUACAACUCGAUCAUGAAGUGCGACCUGGACAUCCGUAAGGACCUGUACGGCAACAUUGUCAUGUCGGGUGGUACGACCAUGUACGCCGGCAUCAGCGACCGUAUGCAGAAGGAGAUCACUGCCCUGGCCCCCUCGAGCAUGAAGGUCAAGAUUGUGGCGCCUCCGGAGAGGAAGUACUCGGUCUGGAUUGGUGGUUCGAUUCUGGCGUCGCUCUCGACCUUCGCCCAGAUGUGGGUCACCAAGUCCGAGUACGACGAGUCUGGACCUGCUAUCGUCCACAGGAAGUGCUUCUAAACGCAUGCAAGUCUCAUGGGGACAGCCGGCUGGGAAUAGAUGCACGAUGGUGGAUUUGGGCCGACCAAGCAGAAAGAGGGGGAGCUGGGAGGAGAAGGCCACGGAUGAAAGGGGGAUCCGGCGGCUGUUCUCACACAAAACUAAAAGAGGUCAGACGCACCCGAAGAAGGAGCCUACCCGAAGUCAUCUUCUCUUUCCUCUCCUUUCAUUCGCCUUUUUCCCCUCAUUUCCCUCUUGCCUCUCUUGUGUCUCCUCCUUGUCCUUCUUAUGGUGUCUUUGUUUCUCCCACAUCCUUCACUUCAAUUCUCGUCCUUAUGAACAAGUCGCUCUUCGCCUGAGGCUUCUCUCCUCUUUUCCUCUUCUUCCGCCUUGAAAUGAAAUGAAACGAGAAAGAAUUGUGCAAUUGAUGACUCUCCGUUUUGUGGAUUA
This is a messenger RNA of Acaromyces ingoldii, 1648 nucleotides long. Its product is annotated as Actin/actin-like protein. The transcript has 6 exons. NCBI's taxonomy places the organism in Eukaryota, Fungi, Basidiomycota, Exobasidiomycetes, Exobasidiales, Cryptobasidiaceae. Bases 92 to 1219 code for a protein of 375 amino acids. The record is from RefSeq and is a predicted model, not a curated record.